Anopheles aquasalis is the source of this 8083-nucleotide messenger RNA. It is a transcript of the gene Su(z)2, whose product is annotated as Suppressor of zeste 2. Gene Ontology annotation, biological process: negative regulation of transcription by RNA polymerase II. The record is from RefSeq and is a predicted model, not a curated record. Gene Ontology annotation, cellular component: PRC1 complex. Lineage: Eukaryota; Metazoa; Arthropoda; Insecta; Diptera; Culicidae. Gene Ontology annotation, molecular function: promoter-specific chromatin binding.
GGGCGUUCUAGCAGGGUGGUUAAAGAAGGAGUAGAAGGAGUAGGAGGUGGUUAGUAGUGUACAAACGCACAUACACGAUACGUCGCUACACAUACCAGCCCGUGGUGGUGGUGGAGGAUUUUCCUCGGCCUCGUUCUCUGGCGCGCGCGUUCGAGCAGUUGAUGUCGCGCAUUCGAGCACCUGAGAUUUCUCUCGUUCGGCGUUCAACAUCGCGAGAGAUAGAGAGAGUUUGUUAGUGCGUGCGUGUUCUCUGUGUGUCUCCUCUGUGGUAAAGUGGAUUUUAUUGAAAUUUCACCCAGCAAGCCGUGGGGUGUGUGCGCGCAAACGAAACGGAACAUCACCGCACUCGCGUUUGUGUCUCACUCGCGCACCGGUGCUGGUUGCUAGAUGAAAAAACAAUUAAUGAAAACAAAAUCAAGUGAACAAGUUUAAUUACUGCAGUUGCACUUCCAAAGAAGCAGUUCAGUGUUUAGUGGCAUUUCUCCAGUGAAGUGAGCAAAGCCCACAUAGCAGAGCACUCUUCCACACUCGGUGGAAAAUGUAUUGAAAAGGGCGUUGUGUGUACGUGCAACGUGGGCCCUGUGUGUUGGUGCGUGCAGGUGCAAGUGUUCUUGGCCACCCCACAAAGGAAAUACCCAAGGAUUAGCAGCAGUAAACGGAUUACAAAACCCCAGACAACAAACCGGUACGCGUACGGGCGUGCGGAGGGGCAAAUGACAAGCGCCGCCACAGCCACAGCCAUGCUAGGUGGUGCUGGUGGUGGUGGUGAUGGUGGCAAGGGGGCGGCAAUGACGCCCGGUCGGGAUACUGCACCCCCGCCACCCGCCACCCUCAAGGACUCUCGACUGUCGGCAACGUCGGUAGCGGACGGAAGCGUGGGUCGGCGGAGCACCCAAUCCCAAUCACCUCCGGCCUCCUCUACCACGGCCACUGCGGCCGCCUCACCGUCGCUACCGCUGGCGGGCAUGAUGACGAUGGCCGGCCUGAUGAUGAUGCCGGGGGACGCGGAGCGCAUCCGAAUGCGCUCGAAUGCAAGCAAUCGGCGACGCGUCAAGGACUUCAACGACAGCAUAACUUGCACCCUCUGCAAUGGAUACCUGAUCGAGGCAACCACCAUCAACGACUGUCUGCACGCAUUUUGCCGAUCGUGCAUCGUGCAAUACCUCGGCUCGCACAAAUACUGUCCCAGAUGCAAGUCCUACAACAGCAAACCAGUUACGGUCACCAGCCUCAGGCCUGACCGUACACUGCGGGCUCUCGUUUACAAGCUAGUGCCAGGGCUGCACAAAUCGGAAAUCCAAAGAAUGGUCCAGUUCUACAACGAAAGGCAACCUGGCUCCGGUAGUCUGGCGGGGGCCAACGACGACAGCGUCGACCAUCUACAGGCGCUACUGGAAGACCAGAACUUCUAUUCGCCCGACGAACCGAUCAGCCUUUCGCUGGAAUACCACUACGAUACGCUGGCGGAUUGUGGUGUGGUGUCAGAGUUAGAGGAGAAGAAGGUUCCCAUCACCUAUCUGCAGUGUCCGGCCGCGGUGACCGUCCAUCAUCUGUACAAGUUCAUUCUCACCAAGAAUGGGCUGCUGGUCGGAUCGGACAACAUUCGCGUCGAGAUCAUCUACGAGGACGAAAUCCUGCCGCACGAUUUCACGCUGAUGGAUGUGGCCUACUGCUUCGACUACAAGCGGGUACUGCCGAUGCGCUUCUUCUAUCGCAUUUUCAUCCAUCCGACCACGAAACCGGCCCAAUCGGCCAUUGGCAGUCAGCAGCAGUGGGUUGAGGAGCAGGAUAAAAAUAGCAGCAGAAGCGGCGCGGGCAGCGGCAGCGGAACUACGGCAGCAGCAGCAGCAGCAGCAACUGCUGCCAACACCCCAAGCACUGCCAACGCCACGACACGCAACAACGGCCAGCGCGGUGGCAACAACCCGAAGGAAACGGGUGGCCAUGGACCGGGAAAGGCGGGUACGAUGGCGGCAACUUCGGCGACGAGCACGAUGGAUCGUCCUCGGGAGGAGAUCGCUAAUAAUAGCUCACCUGCUGGUGGCAACAAGGAGAACACGGUCAGUAAUGGCGUUAAUGGUCAUCAUAAGGUCACCACUGCGGCUACUGCAAGUGCUGCCGACAGUACCAGUAGCACUGUCGUCACUGGCAUCAACCGAGCGACUCCUUCGAACCAGAGGAAACCUACCUCACCGGUUACCGGAGCUGGCCGGAAGCUGUCCCCGGAAGUGGAAAAGAAGACGGCCAUCAAGUCAAACGGAGUAGGAGUGAACGGAACCGGUGGUUUGAAGAUGGUGCUGGUGUCAAAACCGAAAAGUCCAGUUCUGCCAAAGGCCGAACAGGAAAAGAACAGUUCACUGAAGGUACUACAACCAUCGACGACCUCAGAAACAGCGGCGAAACUACCAGCUAGCUACUCGAAAGCUUCCCAACAAACCACGGGAGCAUCGUCGGCCAAAUCAGCACCGAAAGCCAAAAGCCCGGAUGCACAGCGAGCAAAAGGUGGUGACGAUCCGGCACCGAGUCAACUUAAAUGCUACGUCAAUCUGAAGAAGCAAACAGUCGUCGGAAGCACCACCAUUGCUGCCAGUCAGAGCCAGACGAAGGAGAUUCCCAGAUUGAAGAUUGAACUUCCUCGACUUAAGUCAAAGGGAAAUGGUGGCAGUCCCUCGAGCAGCAGCAGCUCAUCGGCCGCAACAUCUCCUUCCUCAUCGGCCGCAUCCUCCUCGACCGGCAAGAGCCCAGUGUGGCCAAUGGCCAAAGAAGAGUACGCCAAAACGAUCGGCCUCAAGCCAGUUUAUGCCGCCGUUCCGGCACCGAUCGAAGAGGCAUCGUCGAAGCGUCGCAAAGAGCGAGAUGAACCGGAAGAGGUAAUCGAUGCAUUGUCGUCGUCGUCGUCCCACCGGAAGCGCAAGAAGGGCAAACACUCGAAGGAGGCCGGAAAGCGGCGCAAGCUGCACGCCGAAAUCUCCUCGCAGCAGGACACCAGCCUCAAGAUGAAGGUGAAGCUGACGGAGAAACCGCCGAAGCACGAGCGACUGAGAUCGACGGGAAAUGAAGAGGACUCUCCGCCGGCCAUUAACACCACUACCAGCACAGGCAACAGCAGCAGCGUUUCAGCGCAAGUCACUGCUGCACCCUCGAAGCCAAAGACUCCUCCAACGCCACCGAUGGUGAGCGUUCCGGUGCCAGCACCCACUGUACCGGAAGUUGCGAAAGUGAUUGACAUCACCAAGGACGACGAUGAUGUGAAGUUUGUGCAUGAGCAGCCACCGAAACCCACCGGUGGCACAGCCACAACCGGUGGUGGUAUUUCCGCGAAGGACAAACUCAGUGAAAUGCGCGCGAUACGCCACAAACCGAUGGUCUACAUUCCGAAUCUGGAUCGUAGCCUCUCGGCCGACAGUGCCAGUGGUACGGCUUUCAAUUCACUGAUCGAGAGCGUACAGGCGAAGGUCACAGGCAAUCGGGCGCUAGUGGCACCAGCAACGACCCAGCAACAAGUGUCCUCGACAUCGACCACUGUUUCGGCUCCGUCGAGCAUCGCCAGUGUACCGUUGGUGAAACCAACUCCAGCCCUGAUAGCAGCUGCUGGACUACCGACAUCCGCCGGUGCGGCAUCGUCGCUGGUUGGUAAGUCACAACCACGUACACCGAUCCUUUCACCCCGGACCAUGCAAUCCUAUCCUCCGCUCGCUUAUCCGCUGUCCAACACAACGACGGCGGCCAAUACACCAGUGUCCUUGGCUGGUACCCCUGCCAGUAUCCGGACCAUGGCUGCACCGAUGAAGCGAUCGAUUAGCAACGAUGCUUCGAACGGAAGGGGUGGAUCACCACCCCAACCUAAGCUGGCACGUAUGGAGCCACCAUCGCUGGUUUCGCCACUCGUUGGACAAAGCGCCAAAAAGUCCACCCCAAUUCAGGCGCCAAUGUUCAACUUCGCCAAGGGUGCCAAUCGGGCUAAAGCGGCCCAACAAGCAGCUGGAUUGAUGAUCCAACAACAGCAGCAGCAGCAGCAGCAACAGUUGCCGAUCGAGCCACCACCAUACCGAUCACCGAUCAGCUCGAGCUACACCAAGGAGAUCGGCUCAAAGAAACCGAUUCCCAAUCUGCUGAUACCCCCCUCCUCGAUCAGCGUCACGAAGAUGUCGGACCUGGGUGCGUCCCAUGCAUCCGCCAUGGUUGACUGUCGGCCACCGGUCGAGAUUCUACGAAUUCCGCCCACGGCGCCCGUUGCUGAUAAGCCAACGCUAUCACCCUUCACCACACCACCACCGGUCACACCACCGGCGAAGUCAUCGAGCGGCACGACACCAAAGACCACCCGUCCACCGCCGGCCACCAUUCCGCUGAUAAAGAUCAAGAAGCCCACGACAACAACUACUGCUGCUGGUGGUGAAUCGGUGACGAGCGGUACACUCCCUGGAAUGACUCCCCUGACACCGGGAAUGCUCCAGAAACUGGCUGCCGUUCGUCCACAACCAACGGAAUCUUCAAAACCAGCUGCAUCCAGUGGUGCUGGCGGUACCGGGAACGUUCUUGACCUCUCCGGUAUACGGCAGCACAUUUCCGACGAGGUUAUCAUUCUCGAUCAUAGUCCAGUGAAGGCUGGCGGUUCGAUCGAUACGAUCGGCACGAAAACGAUGAUGCGCCCAGACGGUAACCGAAAUCGGAAGUUUACCUCGGAUGUGAUGGGAUUCUCGGUUCCCAGCACGACACCGUUGUCGACGGGCAAAACGUUGGCACCGUUGCCGAAGCUGACGGAGAUUAACCGCAACCGGAACCUGGCCGUACGGCAACCGAACGCUUCGAUACGCAACAUUCCCAAUCCAUCGGCGCUCGCCUUUCGUGGGGCACAAUCCGGGACGUCCAUGACGUCCGGUGGUGGUGCUGGGAGCGGUGCUGGAGGUGCGGUAUCCACUACCUCGUCCGCAUCGGCUCCUCGACCGACGAACGGUAGCGCAUCCGCUGCCACGGUAACCGCUGCUCAUGCGCACAGCAACGGAAACAGUCUGAACGGUCACUCGAAGUCAGCGAAUGGUGGUGGUGGUGGUGGUGUUACUGCUACUGCUGGAAGCCCGGCCAGUGUUUCGACUACCAGAUCUCCUUCACUGAACGGAAGCCACAACAAUAACAACAGCAAACAUGCCAACGCCAACACUACGCCAGCCAGCCAGACAGCAGCUACUACCAACGGUGCCACUGGCGGUGCUACUGGUGGCGCUGGCAUGAAGAAAACCAUCGAAACGGUUGCAGCCGUCCUGAAGGCAGCAGCAGCUACGGCCGAUAGUGCCACUACUACCGCUGGUGCUCGUAGUCCAACCGUGACAACCAGCACCACAACAACCGUACAGAAUGGCAGCAACGUGGCGACUACCGCGUCGGAACCGAUGCGAAAACCACUUGCUGGCAACACUGUUACCUCGAGCACUACCGCACCGGUUACUACGAAUGGUGGCAACGUCGUGAGGACAAGCAGUGUCACCAGCGCUACCAGUGCCAGUGUGACGAGCUCCGUCAGCUCCACGAACACGCCCAAUACGGCAAGUAUCAUAAACGUGGGUUAACGUGGGAUUAUCCUGAAGGAUUUAAGGGGACAGAGGAAGACACGGGACAUGGAUGCUGUCCGAAUUUAUGUAUUUUAAUGUCUUAUCCCAGCACAUUCUAUACCAUAGUUAGUUUGCUCGCGUAAUACUAUUUCUUCUUAGUAAGCAAUCCAACAACUUCAUUCAAUGAUCUUUUCGCUAAAAUCAUAAACUCCUCAAUACUGGUGCAGUAUGACACAAGAUAUGCAACCACAAUAAUCUCACUGCAUGCAAGAAAGGCUAUGUGUUUAGAUGUUAGGAAGUCCGGCAGGAUAAGUUAUUUAUUUCCAAUCAACCAGUGAAUGUGCAUAACUGGAAAGCAAGCGAGUUGCAGUGAGAUUCAUUAAAAAUGAUUCCAUAAUCGCUACAAAUCUGCAGAAUGGAAGGCGCAGAACCUUCUGUCGAGCUUGCUGCCAGUGAGUAGAACUCGCGUAGAACGCACGGCAAGAUCGUGAAGAAAGCAAACAAAUUGCAAACACAUGAAACAAUAUGAAGGUAGUAGCGCACUGUGUACGUCCACAAGUAGGACAUUUAUUUUUAUGCUUUCUGUUUUCCUUUGAACUCGGUCCACGCUCUGGCGUCUGCUCCAGGGCUGCUGGUGGCGCAGUUGUACGUUGCAAAAACAGUGCACCAGUUCACUUGCGGUUUGGUUGAUGUUAUUGGAUACUCUUUUUCAAUUCGUAACUUCUCAAAAUAGCAAAGAAAGAGUACCGGUACACUGUGUGUUCGCUUUGAGCAUCUGUAUCAGCUCUGCAACUGAAUAAACACAGAUAAACAUCUGGUUCGCUUCUAUCGAGAUAUGAAUUGAGGACGUUAGGCAGCAAAAUAGAUGAAUGUUUGUAGAUUGCCACUUGAGCAAUACAACGGGAACAGAUUGUGGUGAAAUUUCCACUGCUAAUGUUUAAACAAACAAACCGGCAAAUCAAAACGUUUACACUCGCUAACGGAUCACUGAUAACGCGGACAAAGAAAUGAGGGAUUACGAACAGGCAAACGCGCUGGGCAUCGGCAGAAUGUCAUUUAUGAAAUUAAUAUAUUUAAAAAUGAUUUCGGUACCGCGCACAUUAGCCUCGCCGCAGCAUCACCAGCGGGGGUAGGCACAUGCGGGACCACCUUGGGACCCACCCGAUGUGGACACCGCCAUGGGAGCGAUGCUCGCUGAGAAAGGAAUGAGAAACGAAGAUCGAUUGAUAAUUGAAGUAAAUCGAAAAAUUAUUGACUCCUCACGGGGCUCUCCGGAUCCGGGGGAUCCGUUCGAUCGUGUCUGGAGCUCGCUCGAAAUCGCUUUUUUAUUUAUUCAUCAAUUGGAUAUUAAUGCUCCGAGAGGGUUUCCCAUGAUGCUGUGAACGCUCCACGAUGCUGAUGAUGAGUUAACUCUCCGUUUCAGUCACAUAAACAUCGUUUCAUAUUGUUUCUUUGUUUUGUAGCAUAAGUUUGUGAGUUGAUUUGUUGUUUAGGAACCGAUCUUUGAACGAUAAAUGGUAGAUCAGGCCUCAGGUGCGUCAGUUGUAAAUAGUUUUCCAUUCCUUAGAAUUGUUUUCGCUCCUAGACAAGUUUGUAAAAAAGUAAGUAAUGUUCACGUUCUCAAGUGUCCAACAACUGCAAUCUUAGUGUAAGUUUAGCAGCCGGCGCAAUGAAUUGAAUUCGUUGUGCUUCACUCUUCUACAAUUUCUGCGUUUAGAAGCUAAAUGUAAACAUAAUUAUUGGAACGUUCAUCCAUUUAUCCUAUAGGUGGUGAUAGGUGUACAAUCUCUAGAUGGAUUUUCAGCAACAAAGCUACUGAGGCUAGACACACGUCAAAAGUGAGCAUAAUUUUGGUCCGCUGCGGAGGCACAGACCGCCGUCAGGGGUCGAAUAUGAUUCAUUCAAUCUAGUAUAACCAAUUAUGAUAUUCUCUCAGGGUGAGCAACAGGAAAUAAAGAAACAUUAGUGGCCAGCAUCCACAGUAGACGGACAUAUGCGUAUAUACAUACAACGGUACCCAUACUCACGUAGCCAUUAGGUGGAAUGUAGAGCAAAUUGGAUAAUAGAUGUAAAAUAGCAAGCAUGCCAGCAAGCAAGCAAGCAAGUAGGAGGUUGGUAGUCGUCGCGGUCGAAGCGCUACGAAUUGUUCCGCAGACGCUCGUACCAUUGACAAAUGGGAAUGUUGAGGGCCAACUGAAGGAGCCACGCAACAGAUAAGACAAAUAAGGGACGGAUGGGUGGGCUGGGCUGGGCUGGCAGAAUAGAAAAGAGAAAACUUUGCUUCGCCAAAGGGACAGUAAAUAGACCAUGCAAACAACGUGUUGGAAGGUACAAAUGGCCCACCCACGGGAUGGCACGUACAUAAAUAGCCAUCCCACCUUGAGCUACCCAACCGAACACACAAACUCACUUACCCAACCAACUGGCCAGCCAGACGGACCCAUGUGUAAUAUGUUUGUAAUCCCGUGGCCACACCGUGCGGCCCGUCAGCGAAACGCGUAUAUGAAUAAUAAACGUCAAAAAAGGGAAAAUAA